Paramecium octaurelia is the source of this 912-nucleotide messenger RNA. NCBI's taxonomy places the organism in Eukaryota, Ciliophora, Oligohymenophorea, Peniculida, Parameciidae. The record is from the annotation of a GenBank genome assembly.
AUGGAGUCACAUUUUGUAGUUCGAUAUCAAUUAAUCAGAUUCUCUCAUGAUAUUUAUUAUUUUCUACUCUUUCUUUUAAUUUUUUAUGAUGAAUUAAUUUAUGAAAAUAUUUUUACCCUUCUCUCUCUUAAUUAUUCAUAUCCUUUCAAUUUCAUAAAUGUCUAAGGGCACUGCUUAAUUCUUAAAAUAUUUGUUCCCUUCUUCGCUUAUCAAAAACAAAAUAAGGAUUCCUAACUUCAAAAAGCCUUCACCUUAAUGGAACAGGUUUAAAAUAUUUAUUUGACAGAUACUGGCAAACAAUCCAACAUCAUCAUCUCCUAAGAAACUAGUCUCAGGAGGAUUGUUGGUUUUGCUUGUUAGAUGUAGCACUUAAAAAUUGAACCCAAUUCCACUUUAGAAUCUAUUCUUUAAUCUCUUCACAAUCACGUUUCCUAAGUUAACGAGGAAGGAUCUGUAAGGAGCGAUUUAUUCCAGGCUUCAUUUAAUUAAUAAUAUAUAAAGAAUCGAUGGGUGGAAAUCAUCAAUUAGAAUAUAUAAGGAUAUUCUUAAAAGAUACUAUUGUUCAUUUAUAGGAGGCAAAUUUUAAUCGGAGCAGCCAGGCCUAAAGAAGAGAAUUUGGACUCAAUUAGUAUCAAGUCUUAGACAGGCAAGGGAGGGAUGGAGGGAAAGCCUGAAGAGACAAUGGAAUUUAAUGAUCCAACUGAGCAUAGGCCUCUCACCAAAUAUUUAUGGAUUCCUGAAAUAUGCAUGUAUGCUCAAAAAUUUAUUUUUUGUGAUAUUGUUUUGGAAAACUUUCUGAUUCUGUGCUAAAGAAUUAUUUUUAGCUUUUCUGCCCUUAUAUUCUAAGGAGUUCUAAAAUACUUCACAGCAUUCAAAGAAUUUAAGACCUAAGAAAGGAAGGGUUAAUUAUGA